AUGUUUAUGGCGGGAAAAAUGCAGAAGGUUAUGCAAGCCUGCAAUGUCAUCUCUAUUGGCAUUACUGUUGCGAAUUUUCUUAUCAGCACCAAUCGGGUUGUAAAAGGCAUACAGUUAGCCGAAGAAUGCCUCAUUGUCCUGAACAACACGGUGCUGAGGGAAAAUACCAAAAUCUUCAAUAUACUCUAUCGUUACAUAAGUGUUAUAAUCUCCAACGCUUAUAGUUAUAUUUAUGAUUACACAAGAGAAAUUGAAUGGAGCGAAAAACUUCUUGAGGGCACGGUCCAAUUAUUUGGAGAAUUUAGUGAUGAGGUGGGCUCAGAAGCCAUGAAGCUGGCAGCUUUGUAUAAACGGCAACUUAAAUAUGAGAAAGCAAAGGAACUGUUGGAGAAAGCACUGCGCAUCAAGCAAGAGACUGGCAACAGAGACGAUGAAGCAACGUGUUACAUUAACCUCGGGGCACACUUUCAUCAUCUCGGGCAAUACCAUAACUUUAAGAAAUGUGUCGAAAAGGCACUUGAGAUAAGAAAAGAAAUUGGUCACAAAAUGGGAAUAGCUCAAUGCUAUGGACACCUAGGGAUGGUAUUUGAAGCACUCGGACAGUAUGACAAGGCCAUGGAAUAUAUUGACAAGUCACUUUUGAUAAGAAGAGAAAUAGGAGACAGAAAAGGAGAAGCAACAGAUUACAUACACAAAGGAAAAGUGUCUUACUCAGUCGGUGAGUAUGCUGUCGGUAAGAAUUUCGCGCAGGAAGCACUUGCAAUUCGAAAGGAAAUCGGCGACAGAGGAGACGAGUGUGUGUCCUAUAAUGCUUUUGCCGUAUUCUUCUGCCACCAGGGUCAGUAUGCCAAGGCUGUACAAUGCUUAAGGGAGUGUCUUUUGAUAGCGAAAGAAACGGGACAAAAGGAAGCAGAAAUCUUUUGUUAUAUAAACCUAGGAAAUGCUUACUGUAAUCUUGGAGAAUACGCCGAGGCUAAGGAGAAUAUUGAAAAAGCACUUAAAAUAAGUAAAGAAACUGGGGAUAUCGAACAACAGUUUGCGUGCCAUUACCACCUCGGAUGGAUUAUGAUGUUUGAGGGAAACACAGAGAAGAGUAUUUCAAAUCUCUUUUCUAGCAUCCAAAACUGCGAGGACUUACGCGGUUUUUUAGGGGACCAUGAACCGCAUAAGGUGUCUCUUUUAGACAAACACUUCCCUCCCUACCAAACUCUCAGUAAGGUGUUUUGUAAGAGAGGAGAUUAUGUUAAAGCAUUGUACGUUUUAGAACUUGGACGAGCCAGGGCUUUAACAGAGUUAAUGUCAACUCAGUAUUUUGCUGGAAAGCAAAUUACAAUAGAUCCACAAUCAUGGAUGGGCAUUGAGGGGAUCAUCAAGAAAGGAAGUAACUUUACUUGUCUAUACAUUUCAUAUUUCAUGCUGGAAAUUUAUUUGUGGAUUUUGAAUCAGAAACAGUCGGUGCAUUUCCGACAUAUGAAGGAAAAUGAAACUGUUUCGACUAUCGGACCGGUGGAAAAUUUGAACGCCUUUCUAAGAAACCCACCCGUUAGAGGGUGUCAGAAGCUUCCUCAAGGACAUUGCGAGGAUCGAUCAAUGUUCCCUUUGGUCGCUCGCUCCUCGUCACUUCAAGCUCAGGAAGAUAGAGUUGCAGCUCUCCGCCUUGUUGAAUUGGAUGAAGACGAUCAAGAACAAGAACCGAGACCAACUCUUGAGCUACUUUACAAGAUUUUCAUCGCUCCAGUGACUGACCUGCUUGACGAGCCCGAAAUUCUCAUUGUUCCUGAUCGUUCCUUGUACAAAAUUCCAUUUGCAGCGUUAAAGGAUGAAAAUGGGAAGUAUCUUUCAGAGACUUUCAGGAUCCGCAUUGUUCCAUCUUUGACGACUCUCAAGCUCAUUCAGGAGAGACCAGCAACCCAGUUUAAUGAUAGGAGCGUGUUGAUAGUCGGUGAUCCUGAUGUUAGCUAUGUGAGUGAGUUCUCUCAACUGUCUUUUGCAAGAAAGGAAGCGAAAAUGAUCGCCGAAUGGUUGGGUGUUCAACCGUUGUUAGGGUGUCAAGCAACAAAGCAGGCGGUACUUGAAGCAAUGCAUUCAGCAAGUUUGAUACAUUUUGCUGCACAUGGUGAUGCCGAAAGAGGAGAAAUUGUUCUUGCUCCAGUGCGACCUGUCAACAGGACUUUACAUAAAGACGAUUACGUGUUAACAACGGCUGAUGUUUCCGAAGUUAAACUUACGGCGAAACUAGUUGUCUUAAGCUGUUGUCACAGCGCACAUGGACACAUUAGAGCUGAGGGAGUGGUUGGAAUUGCCCGAGCGUUUUUAGGAUCCGGUGCACGCUCAGUGUUGGUGGCGUUGUGGGCCAUAGAAGACAAAGCAACAGAGCAGUUUAUGGGGCGUUUCUACGAGCACCUUGUGCGCGGUGAAAGUGCAAGUGAAUCUCUUCACCAGGCUAUGAAGUGGAUGCGAGAGAACGGCUUCCCUGAAGUGUGGAAGUGGGCACCUUUUAUGCUAAUUGGAGACAACGUGACGUUUGAUUUCAGAAAGUAA
Messenger RNA from Porites evermanni, 2541 nucleotides. Lineage: Eukaryota; Metazoa; Cnidaria; Anthozoa; Scleractinia; Poritidae. The record is from the annotation of a GenBank genome assembly.